Messenger RNA from Actinia tenebrosa (Australian red waratah sea anemone), 1019 nucleotides. RefSeq names its product calcium-activated potassium channel subunit alpha-1. Gene Ontology annotation, biological process: potassium ion transmembrane transport. The record is from RefSeq and is a predicted model, not a curated record. Gene Ontology annotation, cellular component: postsynaptic membrane. Gene Ontology annotation, molecular function: large conductance calcium-activated potassium channel activity. Lineage: Eukaryota; Metazoa; Cnidaria; Anthozoa; Actiniaria; Actiniidae.
GUUGAUAGACUUAUUUAUUUUUGCUAAUAUAUAUUGAGAAGGUUUGAAGCUAAAAGCCUAAAGUAGGAAACGUCAUGAAUGAAAGCUAACAUACAUAUUUUUUGGUUCAUCGGCUGUGGUGUUUAGUACGGUGUUACGAGAUGACAGUGAAGGACUGCAACGUAAGCAGUACAAUGUCGUGCGAUAAAACCUGCCUGCCGCCUAAAGAAGACAGAAAAUGGUGGUACUUCGUUAUUACCAGCUUUUCCCUUUUUCUAGGAGGACUUAUUGUUAUUUAUUUGACAAGAGUUAUUAUACGUCUAUGCAAUUCAAAAAAGAGAAAACUUAAUCCAUCAGACAAGCUCGCUGGUAAGAAAAGAAAUGAGGAAGCCGAGAAUAAAUAUACACACGAAGAGGAAGAUAGUCUUUACAUUCGUAUGAGGGAAAAAGCGGGAAGUCUCCUCACUGCACAAACAUUGAAAGGACAGUGUUUCGUUGUAAUCUCCUUCUUAUUUAGUAUUUCCUAYGUCGUUCUUUAUGCAGUUGAAGCGUCUUAUCCUGUAGAGCACUGCUUGGACCUGAAUGAUCAAAUAUUGUGGUUGUUUGAAAUUGGCCUCAAUACAUUUUUCAUCUUACAUUUUCUUUUAAGAUUUCUUGCAGCGAAUGACAAAUUAUUGUUCUGGUGUGAUCCACUGAGUCUUGUGGACUUCUUUACUAUCCCGCAAGUGUUUGUUUCAAUAAUUAUUAGACAAAACUGGAUUGGUAAGUCAAUAUUAAGGAGCUUUCUUACUUUUUGUAGUGGAUACAUGACUCAUUCACUCAUGGCACAGCAGAUCCAUAUCAGAAGUUUCUCACAUGGAAGCUAUCUAUUAUUCGGUGCUGUCACCUUGACUAAAGCUGUUGGGAAUCUUAGCGCUGUUCUGUUCUGUUUUGGAGGAUUGAUCGAGAACACCGGCGAUCCAUGGAAUGUUGCGUUACGUCAAGACUGGAAUUACUUUGACUGUCUGUACUUCCUUGUGGUAUGUGUUCGUACACACUAA